Messenger RNA from Aspergillus nidulans FGSC A4, 3385 nucleotides. RefSeq names its product nuclear import receptor PSE1. The coding region runs from base 1 to 3288 and encodes 1095 amino acids. Gene Ontology annotation, cellular component: cytoplasm; nuclear periphery; nucleus. NCBI's taxonomy places the organism in Eukaryota, Fungi, Ascomycota, Eurotiomycetes, Eurotiales, Aspergillaceae. The transcript has 6 exons. Gene Ontology annotation, molecular function: nuclear import signal receptor activity; small GTPase binding. The record is from RefSeq and is a predicted model, not a curated record. Gene Ontology annotation, biological process: intracellular protein transport; protein import into nucleus; mRNA export from nucleus.
AUGUCUCUGCUGCCCCCCGAAGUUCAUGCCGCCCUCUCUCAGUUGCUACGCGCACUGAGCACCCCGGACAACAACAUCCGCUCGCAGGCGGAAGAGCAGUUGAAUAAUGACUGGAUUCAAAAUCGUCCGGAUGUCCUCUUGAUGGGCCUUGCGGAGCAACUUGAGGGUGCUGAAGAAACAGGUACACGUUCAUUCUCCGCUGUCCUGUUCCGACGAAUUGCGACCAAAACCCGGAAAGACCCUGUUACGAACGAGGCCAAGGAGCUUUUCUCAACUCUAGCCCGUGAGCAGAGGCUGGUCAUUCGGCAAAAGCUAGUUACCUGUCUCACUACCGAGUCGGCGAAUGACGUCCGAAGAAAGAUUGGUGACGCAGUGGCCGAAAUUGCGAGGCAAUACACCGACAACGGAGAUCAAUGGCCGGAAUUGCUAGGUAUUCUAUUUCAAGCCAGCCAAUCCCCUGACGCGGGUCUCCGAGAGGCUUCCUUUCGCAUAUUUUCGACGACCCCCAGUGUUAUUGAGAAGCCUCAUGAAGAUGCUGUCAUUGGUGUUUUCGGAAAGGGUUUCCGGGAUGAUGUCGUUGCGGUGCGCAUCGCAGCCAUGGAGGCUUUUGCUUCAUUCUUCCGCUCCCUCCCCAAGAAGUCUCAACCGAAAUUCUUCGGACUCAUGCCGGAGAUGCUCAACGUUCUACCCCCUCUGAAGGAGUCGUCCGAGAGUGAUGAGCUUUCAUCAGCAUUUUUGGCUUUGAUUGAAUUAGCGGAAAUCUGCCCCAAAAUGUUCAAGGGCCUGUUUAACAACUUGGUCAAAUUCAGUGUCAGCGUUGUCGCGAACAAGGAGCUCAGUGAUCAGGUCAGGCAGAACGCGUUAGAGCUGAUGGCUACAUUUGCGGAUUACGCCCCCGCAACUUGCAAGAAGGAUCCCGAUUUCACAACACAGAUGGUGACCCAAUGUUUGAGCCUGAUGACCGACAUCGGUGAGGACGACGAUGAUGCGUCUGAGUGGAAUGCAUCGGAAGAUUUGGAUUUGGAAGAAAGCGAUUUGAACCAUGUUGCUGGUGAGCAAUGCAUGGAUCGCCUUGCCAAUAAGCUCGGAGGCCAAGUUGUUCUUCCGGUUACUUUCGAGUGGAUUCCAAAGUUGAUGUCUUCGGCCGCCUGGCGUGACCGUCAUGCCGCGCUCAUGGCCAUCUCAGCCAUCUCUGAAGGCUGCCGGGAUUUAAUGGUAGGUGAGCUGGACCAAGUCCUCCGCAUCGUUGUUCCUGCUCUGCAAGAUCCCCACCCACGAGUCCGCUAUGCGGGUUGCAAUGCUUUGGGUCAGAUGAGCACGGAUUUUGCGGGCACGAUGCAGGAGAAGUACCACCAGGUUGUGCUUAGCAACAUCAUUCCAGUCCUUAGCAGCGCUGAACCUCGUGUUCAAGCGCACGCUGCCGCGGCUUUGGUUAAUUUCUGUGAAGAGGCUGAGCGUAAUAUCCUCGAACCCUACCUCGCAGAUCUCCUGCGGAACUUGUUGCAGCUUCUUCGCAGUCCCAAGCGCUAUGUACAGGAGCAGGCUUUGUCGACAAUCGCCACAAUCGCGGACUCUGCAGAGAAUGCCUUCGAGGAGUAUUAUGACACUCUGAUGCCAUUACUCUUCAACGUGCUGAAGCAAGAGCAGUCCAAGGAAUAUCGUCUGCUCCGAGCAAAGGCUAUGGAAUGCGCUACUCUAAUUGCUCUUGCUGUCGGUAAAAAUAAAAUGGGCCAGGAUGCUCUAGAUUUGGUGCAGCUGCUUGGAAACAUCCAGCAGAGCAUUGUCGACGCGGAUGACCCUCAAUCGCAAUACCUCCUCCACUGCUGGGGUCGGAUGUGCCGGGUUCUAGGACAAGACUUUGUUCCUUACCUCCCCGGCGUGAUGCCGCCACUUUUAGCCGUUGCUGCAGCCAAGGCUGACAUCCAGCUGCUCGACGACGAGGACCAGAUCGAUCAGGUGGAACAGGACGAGGGCUGGGAGCUCGUACCGCUCAAGGGUAAAAUCAUCGGCAUUAAGACCAGCGCCUUGGAAGAUAAGAAUACCGCUAUCGAACUCAUCACGAUUUACGCGCAGAUCUUGGAGGCCGCUUUCGAGCCCUAUGUGCUAGAGACGAUGGACAAGAUCGCCGUUCCUGGGCUUGCGUUCUUCUUCCAUGACCCGGUGCGAGUUUCUUCGGCGAAAUUGAUUCCGCAGCUCCUCAACUCGUACAAGAAGGCACAUGGAAUACAGUCAGCUGGCUUUGCAGGCAUGUGGGUUAAGGUUGCAGAGAAGAUUAUCGAGGUACUGAGUGCUGAGCCCACUGUUGACACGCUUGCCGAGAUGUAUCAGUGCUUCUAUGAGUCCGUCGAGGUGGUUGGCAGGAAUUCUCUAGGCCCACAGCACCUGCAGGCGUUCAUUCAGUCUGCCAAGUCUACGCUGGAGGACUACCAAUCGCGGGUGAAGGCGCGGGCCGAAGAAAGGGCGGAAGCAGAUGAUGGUGAAGAGGAGAACCCAGACUACGAGUACGCCAUAGAAGAUGACCAGAACCUCCUCAGUGAUAUGAACAAGGCAUUCCACACAAUCUUCAAGAACCAAGGUACAUCGUUCCUCCCUGCGUGGGAGCAGCUGAUGCCAUUUUACGAUGCGUUCAUCACGAGUCAGGACCCUACGCAGCGGCAAUGGGCGCUAUGUAUCAUGGACGAUGUGCUCGAGUUCUGCGGACCGGAAUCCUGGCGGUACAAAGAUCACAUCAUUCAGCCACUGGUUGCUGGGCUGCGGGAUUCAAAUGCAGCUAACCGCCAGGCCGCAGCUUAUGGCGUCGGAGUUGCAGCGCAGAAGGGCGGGGAACCAUGGAGUGAAUUCGUUGCCGCUUGCCUUCCGAGUCUCUUCCAGGUGACGCAGUUCGCCCAAUCACGGACGGAAGAACACGUGUUUGCUACGGAAAACGCAUCUGCAAGCAUUGCCAAGAUUCUGCACUUCAACUCCAGCAAGGUACAAAACGCAGCAGAAAUAGCGGCCAACUGGAUUUCCACGCUACCAAUCACCUAUGACGAAGAGGCCGCGCCAUAUGCAUACUCUUUCCUCGCACAGUUGAUUGACCAACAAAACCCUGCGGUGAUGUCCAACGCAGGCCAGGUUUUCGGGUACAUUGUGCAAGCUCUGGAUGCCGAGACCCUCCAGGGCCAAACCGCCGGUCGAGUGGCCAAUUCCGCGAAGGCUUUGGUGCAAGCGACAGGCUUGAACGCGGAACAAAUUCUUGCUGGUGUGAGCCCGGAGAACCAGGCGGCCGUCCGCAGCUAUUUCUCGUAAUAUCCGUUUCAUGUCAUGAUUUCCUAUUAUUUUUCUAUACGAUACUGCAUUUUUCUUUUGAACUUCAAUCAGCAUGUUAAUUACAUGUCUAGACCAA